Drosophila eugracilis is the source of this 2277-nucleotide messenger RNA. RefSeq names its product calcium channel flower (gene fwe). NCBI's taxonomy places the organism in Eukaryota, Metazoa, Arthropoda, Insecta, Diptera, Drosophilidae. The record is from RefSeq and is a predicted model, not a curated record. Gene Ontology annotation, biological process: vesicle-mediated transport. The transcript is spliced from 5 exons. Gene Ontology annotation, cellular component: membrane. The coding region runs from base 135 to 713 and encodes 192 amino acids.
CGCGAACUAGUUCGGUUCAUGUGCAGCAGAACGCAGAGUACAACAGAAGUUUUUUCGUUCCGUGUGACGUGAAAAGUGCACAUAAUAUUGGUUAAAAUUAGUUUAAGCCUAGUUAACUAGCCAAAUAAAUAGCCAUGUCGUUUGCGGAAAAGAUAACGGGCCUGCUGGCACGGCCGAAUCAACAAGAUCCAAUUGGACCAGAGCAGCCCUGGUAUCUCAAAUAUGGAAGUCGAUUGCUGGGCAUUGUGGCCGCUUUCUUUGCCAUUCUCUUCGGCCUGUGGAAUGUAUUCUCCAUUCUCACUCUCAGCGUAUCCUGCCUGGUGGCUGGCAUCAUUCAAAUGGUGGCAGGUUUUGUGGUGAUGCUCCUGGAGGCACCUUGUUGCUUUGUCUGCUUCGAGCAGGUGAACAUGAUCGCGGAUAAGGUGGACUCCAAGCCCCUGUAUUUCAGGGCCGGACUCUACAUUGCCAUGGCUAUUCCGCCCAUUAUCCUGUGCUUUGGAUUGGCCAGCUUAUUCGGCAGUGGCCUGAUUUUGGGAACUGGCGUUGUCUACGGAAUGAUGGCGUUAGGCAAGAAAGCUUCGCGAGAGGACAUGGCCGCCGCUGCCACAUCGCCCACACAGAUGGCCGGCAGUCAGGCGGGCGGUCAGAUGCAGAUGGGCGGCGAUCAGCAUAUCACACUCAUGGAAGAUCCCGAUGUCUGGCGUCCCACAUAAAUUCCUAGCCGCGCGAUUAGUAACUGCCAAACAAGAAACCACAACUCUUACACCCUCAGAUACAGAUAAAGAUACAGAUAAAGACACAGAUACACUCACACACACACACACUCCACACUAGAAAUGCAAAUGAUGCAAAAUAUUGAUCGAGUAACAAAUAUUUUACGGCGCCUAGUUUUUAGUGUUCGUUCCAAGGAGAAAAAAUAUGUAACUAGGAGAAGGAAAAGAUAAACCAAAAUCACGAAGAAAAAGAAGCAGCAUUGUAGGGCAUCAGAGAACUAGAAUACAGAACACCCCACCAAUUACAAAAAGAAAUUGAACGAAAUUCUUUCAUUAUUGUUGAAACCAGAGAGUGUUAGUAAUCAAAGUGUUUUUUGGGCAAAUGCAUUUUCGUCAUUCGUCCCUCCCUUUUUGCAUGUCAUUCAAAUUCGUAUUCGUAUUCGUGUUCAAAUUUGUAUUUUUUUUUUUUUUUUAACAAAUGUCUUUCGAUUGAGCAGUUGGUGUUGUUGAAUACUACAGUAUAUAUAUACAUAUAUAUAUAUAUAUUAUAUGCAUAGAGAAACUACUGAUAACAAUAAUGUAAUACACAUGUCAAACUGCAGCAAGCAUAUAUUUUUAGUGAGAAACUAUAUUUGAAAGCUAACCGAAUGCAAGAGAAACCUAUAAGUAAACCACAGCUUCCAGACUCACACACACACACACUCUCUCUCACAAACAGCUAAAUAAUGCUAAUUAAAAAAAUACAAAAAAAAGCCACUGAUGAUGAUAGAUAUGGACAAGUGAAUGUCGAGAACCUAGAGCAAUAUGUACAACUCAGAAAGUAUUAACUUUAUAUGCUUUGCUUCGAUGUAAACCAUAAAAUUAAAUGUUAAAAAGUUGUUUGAGAUUAAAAUUUGCUCGCAAGAUAGUCACAAAUUGAAAUUGAACAUAAUCAAGAAAAGCAUACAAAAAAUAGAAUAUAUAUAUAUAUACAACAAGUUGAGGAUUUAACAGUUAUAUUUUUUAAAUGUUGUAAACAAAACUAAAUGUCCAUUUCAAUUUGUAGCCUUUUUACUUAGACGUUUUUCAUUUUAGACAAUCACUUUGUUAAUAGGUUUGCUUCUUUCGGGUCUUCGUAUGAUUUCUUAUUUGCUAAAAGUAUAUGCUUUUAUUAAAAAAGUUAUUUUAAAACUAAGUUAAUUUUAAGUAUUUAUUCCAAUCGUUUUAACUUUGAAAGUCUGAGAGAAAACCUUUUACAUUAAUAAUUAUUGUUGCCUAUUGGCCUGUUUUUUUUAUUUUUUUGGUUUACUAGAGUAAAGCAUUCCAAAAAAGCUAUUUAUUUACACUUAAGUUAUUGUAUAUGUUUUAUUUUAGCAUAAAUUUAAGAAAAGUUUGUUUUGAUAAAUACUCGCGAGAACUUGUUACAAUUGUAGCCUUCGCCAGCAACUGAGAAUCUCACCUGAAUUAAUAAUGAAACGUAAACGUAAUAAAUUUUGUUGAAAUUUGUUAAUCAAUGAACGCAACACUAAAAAUGAAAUCAUGUAAAAUAUUUCGUUAGCAAUUGAAUACAAACGCAUGAAACAAA